Mugil cephalus (flathead mullet) is the source of this 3195-nucleotide messenger RNA. Its product is annotated as E3 ubiquitin-protein ligase TRIM39-like. NCBI's taxonomy places the organism in Eukaryota, Metazoa, Chordata, Actinopteri, Mugiliformes, Mugilidae. The coding region runs from base 307 to 1953 and encodes 548 amino acids. The record is from RefSeq and is a predicted model, not a curated record. Gene Ontology annotation, molecular function: protein binding. The transcript is spliced from 7 exons.
UUGAGCAAUAGGCGGCUUCGCAUAAAACGACAAUGACUGCUACAUCAAAACCUCUUGCCAAGUCUGACAUUUGAUCUGCACUAACAUGCCCCACAGCACACACAGAUGGUUUGGUUGUUCACUUGCGCGCUGCCCUGCCUCUUUAAAGUGAAGGAAGUUGUCGGAAUGAACAGAAACGAAACUUACCAUAGUGAGGAAGUGUCACAGGGAGGACAUAAAACAGACACACACUCACCGGGCGUUAGCAGGGAGGGAAGGAGAAAGACGGCCGUGAGAUAGGGAUGAUCUGAGUUGCUGAAAGCAGAUAUGGCCUCCUCUUCAGCAUCACCCGGUGAGCCCAGCUCCUUGGAGAAACAUAUAACCUGCUCCAUCUGCAUGGACUUAUUUGAGGAACCUGUCACCACAGUUUGUGGCCACUCCUUCUGUAAGAACUGUGUGACCAAGACUUUUCAUAUCAAUGACAGCAUGUGUCCCCUCUGCAAGACCCAUCUGAGCAAAACCCCUGAUGUGAACAUCGUCCUAAGAGACAUUGUCCAACAAGUGAAAAAGACACUGCAGAAAGACAAGGUUCAGGAAAUUUUGGCGCCUGGUGAAGUGGUCUGUGAUGUUUGCACAGAGCCAAAGAUGAAGGCUGAGAAGUCCUGCCUCGUCUGUCUUGCCUCUUAUUGUUCCACUCACCUGGAGAAUCACUGUUCAACUGGCAGGCUGAAAGGCCAUAAGCUAGUGGAACCUGUGGCGAAGUUAGAUGAUAGGGCCUGUCUGAAGCAUGGACGCUCCUUGGAGCUGUACAGCAGGAGGCAGCAGACAUGCAUUUGUGUCAGUUGCUUGGACGAUGGGCAGGAGGAGGUUGUCUCUACUGAAGAGGAAUGGAACAGUAAGAAGGCUAAACUCGAGAAAACCAAGACAGAGUUACAACAGAAGAUUCAGAGGAGAAAAACAAAGAUGGAUGAGAUCAACACAGCUUUAAAGAGCUGCAAAGACGAACUGGAAAACGAGUGGUGGGAAAUCGAUGCUGUGUUUAGUGCUGUGGUUGCAAUUAUUGAACAAGCUCAGGCACAAGUGAUGCAGCCACUGAAAGACAGGAGGCAGGUCUUGGAAAAAGAAGCAAAAGAUCUUAAUGAUGAGUUGGAAAAAGAAAUAAAAGAACUCCAGGCAACCAUCUCUGAACUGGAUGACAUAGCUGUUCUUGAGGACCACAUCCUUUUCCUGCAGAAAUACCCAUCUAUUCAAGACCCAGACAGCAUCAAAGACUGGACAGAGGUGGAGCUGGACACGUCGCUGUCUUUUGGCACCAUGAGAAAAACCAUAACAACAAUGAUGGAAGAAAUUCAACUGAAACUGGAGAUGCUGAGCUCAGUCGAACUUAAGAGAGUCCCAAAGUUUACAGUGGAUGUAAAGCUGGAUCCAAACAGUGCACACCAACGCCUUGUUCUUUCUGACGAUGGGAAGGAAGUGAAAGAUGGAGGAGAGGACAAGGAAGUAGAUGAUUCUCCCAAGAGGUUUGAUCUGUUCGCCAGCGUCCUGGGGCUCAACAGCUUGACCUCUGGGAAGUCAUACUGGGAGGUGGAGGUCAGCAACAAGUCAGGGUGGGAUCUGGGUGUAGCGAGAGGCGAUGCAAAGCGGAAGGGGAAGCUGACACUUAAUCCGGGUAACGGUUACUGGGUCACCGUGCACUAUCAAGAUGAAGAAUAUGCAGCCAUGACGGCACCACCGCGUCGUCUUCAGCUGAAAGCGAAACCUAAGAAGGUUGGCGUGUUUGUUAGCUAUGACGAAGGUCUCGUCUCCUUCUACAACGUCACAGCUCAGUCUCACAUCUAUUCAUUCACUCAGUGCUCAUUCACAGGGGAGCUUUACCCAUAUUUCAGUCCACACAUGAAACAAGAUGAGAAAAACUCUGAACCUUUGGUUAUUUCUGAUGGGAAACACUGUGAUCAAAAUACUGAUAAGCCAUAAAGAAAGUUUGUGUUUAUCUAGACAAUGUACUGAAUUUUGGUCCAAAACCAAGCUGUGUUUGGUACAGGAGGAGGGUAGGCUAUUGCAUCAGUGCUAUAUUCAAUGUGCUAGUACUUUGACAUUUAUGACAAAAUGAUUUUUUUUGGCAGAAUUUAAGCUUUUUUUAAGCUGUUUUUGGUAGGUUAGCAAUGAUUAGCAAUCAAAUUUGAAAAAGUUUGGACCACUUCUAGUGCUAUGGAUCAAUGUUUUAUGGGGACACUCACUCUGUGACAUAUGAGAAAGUGGGUUGCAUCAGUGCAGGAAUGUGAAUGAUGGAAAACUUUCACAUUGAUGUAAAAAAUGCUUUUCAAAAUCUGUAAUUAGCUGCAAGUGCACGAUAGCUGGAUUAAGAUAAGAACAUUUAGAAGUCAGUGUAGAAACUUAAAAAUAAAUGGAAAUACGGUCAUCAGGUUAUUGUCAAUAACCGAUAACAUUAAUUUCUAAGUAAUUUAGAAACAGAAUCAUAUAGAAGUUCUAUGGAGUUGGACUUCUCUCAUGUUUCACUUAGAGCAAGUACCUCACUGUCUUAUAUAUCGUUUUUAAAUUAAAUACAGCAUCACCAAAUGGACUGUACAGCACUGUGAAUUCAACAGAUACAUCAAUGCAAAUGUGAGGUAGGCUAUUGUAUUUUAUUUGAGUGUUUUCUAACCAAGCUGACUGCAGCACUAUAUUUAGUGAGUUACACUGUAGAAGCAAAUCAUCAUAUCAUUUUGAACAUUUUAAAGUCUGGACAGCAAUCUGGAUGUGUCACUGGGGAUUUUUUAUUGUCAAAUAUCAAAUCAUGUGCCAGCAGAUGAAUAUUCAAUAAUGACAAGGAAAAAAUUACCGAUACAGUGACAAAAUCACCAUUUAACAUUAAUGCAAGAACAGAAUGUUAAAAAAUUUGAAUUUAUCUUGAGACCAUUUGUAUUGUUACUGACGCUAUAUAAAUAAAAUUGAAUUGAAUUGAUAGUCAAAAGGGGAAUUUUUCGGUGUUCUAACAAUUAUUUUUUGUUAGGCAGGCUGGUGUUUACUUAAGCAUCUGAUUAUUUUUCCACCACUUCAAAAAAUUAUGGAUAAAAAAUCGAUUUAUAUGGACUUGUUCACAAAUUCACUCAUUUAUAUUUUGUGUCAUGAAAUGUAAUGUGCCUGUGGAUUUUGUUAUAAUAUAUAUAUAUUGUUUUUUAAAUCUUGAAACCAAAUAAAAUCUCAAAAUCGGUUUCA